AUGACCGAAAAGCACUCCCCUGCGACAAAGGCGCAUGAUGGCCCCUCUCCCGACUCCUCACGAGAGGAUAUCGAAGAUCAGCACGACGCUUCACUAGACAGCGACGUGGAGUGCGGCCAAACGUCACGGACUAGAAGCAGACGACGGGCCAGAAGUGUGACUGACGAUCUCAGACGAGCCACCAGCAAUGUCCUCUCACGUUGCGCUUCUCGCAUCACGACGCGCGAUUUGCCCGAGGCCCCCCCGCCGCCAGACGGUGGCUUACAUGCAUGGCUACAAGUAGCCAUGGGCUGGCUCGUCAUCUUCACCACUUGGGGCUACGUCAACUCGUUCGGCGCCUUCCAGACGUACUACACCUCCACACUGCCGGUGCCGGCCUCGACGGUCUCGUGGAUCGGCUCCAUCCAGGUCUUCCUGACUCUCGGCAUCGGGGUGUUCUCGGGCCGGCUGCUGGACGCCGGGCUCUUCCUGCCGACCUUCAUGGUCGGCGCCACCAUCCAGGUGCUGGGAAUGUUCCUGAUGAGUAUCGCGACCGAGUACUGGCACCUCAUGCUCACUCAGGGCGUGCUCACGGGCAUCGGCGGCGGCAUCUUCUUCACGCCCUCGCUGGCGCUGGUGUCGACGUAUUUUGACAAGCGGCGUGGUCUGGCCAUCGGGCUCGCGACCACCGGCAAUUCUGCCGGGGGUAUGAUCUACCCGUUCGUGGUGCGGCAGCUCAUACCCGCUAUUGGGUUCGCCUGGACCGCGAGGGUCCUUGCCUUUAUCAACCUUUCCUGCCUCGCCGUGGUGCUGAUAUUCAUGCGCCCGCGGCUGCCGCCAAGGAAAGCCGGCCCGGCCGUCGACUGCUCGGCUUUCAAGGAGCCUGUCUAUGCUGGCUUCGUGGCGGGACUAUUUUUCCUCAUGUGGGCCAACUACUACACAUUUUACUAUAUCGCCUCAUUCGGCACAGAAAUCCUAAACCUCCCCUACUCCACCGCCUCCAUCCUCGUCAUCAUCCUCAACGGUGCAGGCCUGCCCUUCCGCGUGCUCCCGCCCCUCGUCGCCGACCGCGUCGGCCCCAUCAACGUGCUGCUCCCCGUCGCGCUGAUCUGGGUUGUCGUGGCGUGGUGCUGGCUCGCCGUGCGCAGCGUCCCGGGCUACUACGUCUUCACCGUCUUCUACGGCAUUGUGUCGGGCGGCUUCCAGUGCUUGAUCCCCACCACGGUGGCCAGCAUCACGAUGCACCUCGACACUGUCGGCACGCGGCUCGGCAUGGCCUUUGGCAUCGUCUCGUUCGCGGCGCUGACGGGGCCGCCGCUGGGGGGCGCUAUACAGGCGGACAGUGGGGGCAGCUUCACGGGCUCGCAGGUGUGGGCUUCGGUUGCCACGACGGUGGCUUUUGGGCUGUUUGUCGCUGUACGGCUGUAUAGGGGUGGUCUGGAUAUCAAGGCUAUAUGUUGA
Messenger RNA from Anthostomella pinea, 1440 nucleotides. The record is from the annotation of a GenBank genome assembly. Lineage: Eukaryota; Fungi; Ascomycota; Sordariomycetes; Xylariales; Xylariaceae.